Paraphaeosphaeria sporulosa is the source of this 1098-nucleotide messenger RNA. RefSeq lists its product as uncharacterized. Gene Ontology annotation, molecular function: protein binding. The record is from RefSeq and is a predicted model, not a curated record. The coding region runs from base 1 to 1098 and encodes 365 amino acids. Lineage: Eukaryota; Fungi; Ascomycota; Dothideomycetes; Pleosporales; Didymosphaeriaceae. The transcript has 2 exons.
AUGACCCUCGACGAUCCUACCAGCGCCAGCUCCAGGCUCUUCUCCCUCCCGGAACUUCUGAAUUCCAUAUUUCUUCACCUACCCUACACUGACCUGCUUCAUUGCCGCGCCAUAUGUGUCUUAUGGAAGCAUUGCAUUGACGUACCUCUUGCAGUGCGCCAACGCAUGUGGAAAGCGCCCACCAAGACACGAGAAGGCGAAGAACCGCAUUUCGAAGUAGUUUCUGAGAAGGCUGGAAAAGUCGUGUAUACUCAGGGCAACGCUGAAUGGCACGGCCGCAAGAUUCUAGAGAAGAGCCAGGAGAUCCGGCUAGCAUUUUUGAGCGAGGCGAUACCAGGUCAGGAGAUGCCAACCGGAAAAUAUGCGACAGAGAUGCAGGAGUCUCGAAACUAUGCGAUGAGGAGCGUGAAUUUUCAGAACGAGUGGCCAGAUGGGUACUGUGGCUAUGUGAAUGCUGCAGAGAUAGUAUGCUCCCUAUGCGAUAGGUUCCACACACGUGUCCGUUUCGAGAACCUGCAUCCGAUUCUUCAGUUUCUUGAGGCCUAUGAAAUCUGCUUCACAGGAGUGGCGGAUCGUCUUAUCGUGGAAUAUGGUGAUAUGUAUUGCCCUGCCUGGAUAGCCCUGCGGUGCUUUGGGGAGUUCGGACGGGAUAUGCUAUCUUUCGCCAGGGGAUUACGCCGUGCGAUGGAGAAUGCUCAUCUCCACGACGACCUGUUUAUCAACCCCCCUGUGACGCUGGUAGCAGCUCCAGAGACCGGUCGAGCGGUCGCAGCCACAGGAGGACUUCUAGUUAGGGACAUUUUACUCAUCCUACUUGAGUUAUUUCAUUACCGCUUCAAGUUUAGGGCUGCGAAAACAGCGCUAGAUCUCCAGCGAGCGAUUAAAAACGAACUUCACAUCAGAGAAAACAAUGAUCGAGAAGCUCAGAUAGCACCCUCUCAAACUGAAACAGCCCUAAGACAGAAAAUUGCGAAAACCGUGGUCAUCCUGGAACGUUUCUUGGUCACAAUGGAGGAUAUCAAUGAUAUCCUCCAUGGCGUGAAGGGGUGGUCGAGGGUUGACUUUUGUAUCGGCAAGGAGUUUGAUGUAAACAUUUAG